AUGAGUGGUGCAGCAGAUAAGGACGUUCCUCCCGUCGUCCCUCCCAAAGAACGCUCUCCAUCUCCCGAUGACGGUCUCCUCCGCGAAGAACCACUAGAUGAACCGACCACUACAAAACCCCUUAAAUCCACCGAUGUCCCAACCGUCACAGCUCCCCCCGCUGCCUCUCAAACAGUAACAGCCCCUCCAGCACCAACGGUUGAAUCUGUAGCAGAGGAAGGAGAAGAAGUACCUCCUCCAAAACCUCCAAGACCUGUGUCAAAGCUUGAACAAAAUGUUGCGACCUUGGCUGAGGCCUUUCCGGAUAUCGAUGUUUCCGUUAUUAAGGCUGUUUUGACGGCUUCGGGAGGAAGGGUUGAGCCUGCAUUCAACGCCCUACUAGGCAUGUCAGACCCCUCUGCCGCCGUCGAAAUCGAAGAAACCCCACCACCACAACCACCCCGCCCCCGCCAACAACAGCAGCAACCCCGCGACUUCAGAUCAAGCGACCAUUAUAACCCUGCAAAUGUCUACAAUGAUCAAGCUCAACCACAGACCUCGACCCCAGCUUCCCAGAUGGAAGCCGACGAAUUAUAUGCCCGACAACUCGCAGAACAUUACGGUGGUCUUCCCCGUGAAUCCCGUGAAUCCCGUCAGGGUCGUGGUGGCUAUGGGAAUUAUCCUGAACAGCAACAUCAGCAACACCAGCAACAACAGAGACGAAGACAGCAUCCUCAGGAGGAGGAGGACGAUAGAGAGCGCUCGUUCUUUGAUGACGAUCUCCCCGUUCUUCGUGACAACUUGAAAAAGGGCUUCCUAGAUACCCAAACAAAAUUCAACAAGUUCCUUACCGACUUUAGCAAGAAGAUUACAGGUGAGGAGGAAGAGGGACAAAAUCAGCAGCAGCAGCAGCAGCAGCAUUAUGGCGCUGGAAGAGGUCAGGGCCAAGCUCAAGGCCAGGGUCAAAGGUCGCAACAAUAUCCACAACGGUACUCGAGUAGGCGUUCCGGCGAAGGAUACGACGCAGAUCCAGAGGUUAUACAAGGCGACUUUAGUCACCUAGAGUUAAGGGACAACAGUGACGAACCCCGCCGCCGGCCCCUCGCUAAUCCAAAUCUCUUCGGCUCCAACCCCACAAACCCAUCUGGCGCCCCUCGCAAAACCGUUGGCUUCGCUGAGCAAUCCGAAGAAGACCUUUACCGAAAACCCACAAUUACUACCACCAGCAAUACAAAUUCUUCAAACCCCGCGAGUGCUACGGGACCGGCUCCGACAACUGGUAGUAAAUGGGCUCCCCUAGCAACUGUGGAUCCAACGCCUAUUUCGAAUGACCCCUUCCAAUUAGCAGAUUCGGAUGAUGAACAUGACAAUAUCCAGACUACGUCUACAAAGACGGGACCGCAGGAAACUGGAACGAAAAACACAACUACGACUAAGUAG
Orbilia oligospora ATCC 24927 is the source of this 1419-nucleotide messenger RNA. RefSeq lists its product as uncharacterized. Gene Ontology annotation, biological process: ubiquitin-dependent protein catabolic process. Bases 1 to 1419 code for a protein of 472 amino acids. The record is from RefSeq and is a predicted model, not a curated record. Gene Ontology annotation, molecular function: ubiquitin conjugating enzyme binding; ubiquitin binding. NCBI's taxonomy places the organism in Eukaryota, Fungi, Ascomycota, Orbiliomycetes, Orbiliales, Orbiliaceae. Gene Ontology annotation, cellular component: cytoplasm. The transcript has 5 exons.